Molecule: messenger RNA, 1448 nt
Organism: Acanthisitta chloris (rifleman)
Lineage: Eukaryota; Metazoa; Chordata; Aves; Passeriformes; Acanthisittidae
Gene: AZIN2
Product: antizyme inhibitor 2
Exons: 9
Coding region: 68-1444 (458 amino acids)
Cellular component (GO): cytoplasm
Molecular function (GO): catalytic activity
Source: RefSeq, a predicted model, not a curated record
GUGUCUCAUCCUUAGUAUCUAAACCCUACCCAAGGAAGCUUCAAACAAGCAUCAUCACACCCUGACCAUGAACGGGUACUUGAACGAAUCCAAUUUCAUUAUGGUGGAGGAGGGUUUCACCACCAGAGACCUGCUGGAGAACCUCCUGGGGGAGCUGUGCCAGGAGAAUGAGCAGCAAGCCUUCUUCGUGGCAGACCUCGGGGACAUCGUGAAGAAACACCUGCGUUUCCUGAAGGCCUUGCCUCGGGUGAAACCCUAUUUCCCAGUCAAAUGCAACAGCAGUGAGGGAGUGAUUCGGCUGCUGGCAGAGCUGGGGGCAGGUUUUGCCUGUGCCAACAAGGCAGAGAUCACACGGGUUCAAGGCAUUGGAGUCCCAGCUGACAGGAUCUUCUACAGCAGCCCCUGCAAGCAGGUUGCCCACAUCAGGUAUGCAGCCAGCCACGGUGUGCAGCUGAUGACCUUUGACAACGAGGUGGAGCUGAGCAAGGUGGCCAGGACUCACCCUCGUGCCAGGAUGUUGUUGGGGAUUGCUGCUGACUCCAGCCCUUCUGCCCACCCAAGCAUGAUGUUUGGGACUACACUCAAGUCCUGCCGACUCCUGCUAGAGACAGCCAAGGAGCAAGAUGUGGAGGUUGUUGGCAUCAGUUUCCACCUGGGGAGCCGUGGCCUGGAGCCCCAGACCUUUGCUCAGGCUGUGGCUGCAGCACAGCUAGUGUUUGACAUGGGCUCAGAGCUGGGCUACCGGAUGCACCUCCUGGACAUUGGAGGAGGAUUCCCUGGCACCGAGGACACCCGAGCUCGGUUCGAGGAGAUUGCUGCCAUGAUAAACUCUGCCUUGGACCUGUACUUCCCAGAGGGCUGUGGGGUGGAGAUUGUUGCCAGACCUGGGCGAUACUACGUCACCUCUGCCUUCACCUUUGCUGUCAGCAUCACUGCCUUGGAGGAGGUUCCUGCAGAGCAGUCUGGCUCUGAUGAGGAAGAGUCUGGCAGCAAGAAGAGCCUGGUGUACCACCUCAGUGAUGGCAUCUAUGGAGCCUUCAGCUGCCUCCUGUUUGACAGCCCCUGCCCCAGGCCUCGGCUGCACAAGAGACCCUGCCCAGACCUCCCCUUGCUCAGCAGCAGCCUCCGAGGGCCCCCAGAACACGCAGAGGAUCGUAUUGCUGAUGGGCUGGAGCUGCCAGAGCUGCACCUCGGGGACUGGCUGGUGUUUGAGAACAUGGGAGCCUACACCAUCACCACCUCAUCCCCCCUCGGGGGGUGUCCCCAGCCACAGGUCACCUACGCCAUGUCCCGCAUGGCCUGGAAAGCCAUUCAGCUCUUCCUGGGAAAGCCUCCCCAGACAGAAGAUGACCGUGAGAGCCUCUGCACCCCUCUGUCCUGUGGCUGGGAGAUGGCAGAGACUCUGUGUGUCACCCCAGUCUUCACUCCAGCCAGCAUCAUCUGAGCAG